AUGCGACAGUUGACAUGUUUGAAUUUUGGAUUCAAUUUGAAAUAUUUUGAAUGUUUAUAAUUCGUGAAUUAAUGUUACUUUUUGUGCUAGUUUUGGAGAGUAUAUUAUUAUGAUGGAAACAGCAACGGCUAAAAAGCCAAAAACCAUGGCAGAGCUCUUGCCUGGUUUGAGUGGUAUAUUGUCUAAGGAUGCGAUGCAAACGCUAACCGCUAAGAAGCAACCACGGCCCACGAUGGCAGCACAAAGUCGUACUGCUGAAAAAGUUCUAAAACCCCUGACUAUCGCGGAAAUGAGGGCUGAUAUUCAAGCCCUAAAAAUUCAGUCCCCAAGAAGAUUUGCUCAAGGAGCUACAUCAAACAAAAAGAAAAAUUGGAACUCUUCAGUCAAAGUAGACAAGAAGGUCAGCCACACAGCAGAUGGGCAGCUAAAGAAUAAUCCGGUCAGAAAAGUGCUCAAUUUCCAACCAAAGACCAAGGUAGUAGCUAAUUCCAGAGUUACCAUGCUUCCAAUGAAUCCUGAAACUCCAAAGUUUCCCAAGCCUGAAUUCAGAGCCAAAAAAUCUCUACAUCUACAAGCUCAUAAUAUUGUACGAAUCAGUGGGAUCUGUAACAUACCAGAGACACCACUCGUAAACAAGCCACCAAAAAGUCGGAUGACUCUUGCUAAUAAGGAAAACAUGUCCAAUCGGGCCAAUGUCCUCACCAAGAAAACAUUAGCAACUCUGAAGCCAGUUGCCCGUCCGAGGCUGGUGGUUACUACUGUACCUGAUACUCCACUUUCUAACGAGUCUUGGAAGUCAAGCUGUGAUGCCAGCUUCUUGCAGAAAGAGAAAGAAAUAAAUGACAUUGAAGAAAAAGUAAAAGCUGUUGCUGAAGAACAAACCUUGGAAAACAUUGCUGAGGUGUCACCUCCGGUCUCUACACCAUUCAAGGAAUAUAGAAACGUAAAAGAGUAUUUCAACAAUUCCAGUGAAUUAGAGAACUCUGCUGUCUUCGAUGACAACACUAUUAUGUGCUUCGAUAAACCUACAGAGAAUAAAGAUAACAAUAAGAGGGAAGAAAGUGUUAUUGUCUCCCUCUGUGACCUACUCAACAAGGCCAAAGUAACAAAUAAUGACCAGACUAGCACUGAAUUAGAAGACUUACUUGAAGUAGAGAAACAGACAGAGAACAAUAUUAAAAUGAUAGAAAAUGGUAUACAGACACUGAAAAAUAUUAAAGAUUCUCAGCUGAAAUCCUUGCAGUAUGUAAGGAAAUUGAUUAAUGAGAAAAGAAGUGGCAAAAAAGACUCUGAGAGUGAUCAUGACAAGACUUUAGUAAAUGAUGCCAAAGUUACACCUAAAAUUAUUAAGAAAGAGAGACUAAGCCCUGAAAAGAGUCCCAUUCUUGGGAAGCCUUGUUCAGUAAUCAAGUCACCUUUAAAAUCACCGUCAUACAAGAUUCCUAAGAAAAAUGUGUGCCUUAGGAAAAAAGUGUUUUACAAAUCCAUGCCAAAUGUGUCAAAUUCUAUGCAAACACCAAAUAAAGAUCCUGAAAACAGAGCACUGAAUAUGUAUAUGAAAAUGAAGCAACAAAUGAAUUUCUUGAACACACCUGUCGUAAAGCAUAAUAAGCCAUCAUAUGUUCCCGAUACACCGGCAGUUACAUCUCAUAAUUUACAAAUGCAACUAGACAAAUUGUAUGGAGGAAGCUAAGAUUAAUUAAGAUAGUUUUAUUAUCAGAAUUUAUUAAAAUUGUAUUAAAUUAAUAUAAUUAAAAUAAUCAUAAUUGUUAAGCUUUAUGCUGAAUCAAUUUGUGCAUAGGGUUGUGCUACAGGUUGGCAUAAUUUUAUUAUUAUAGUUAAUUUUAUUUGUUUACUUUGGACUCCUUAUGAUUUUUAUUAAGUUAUCCACU
Messenger RNA from Ostrinia furnacalis (Asian corn borer), 1892 nucleotides. RefSeq lists its product as uncharacterized. The coding region runs from base 110 to 1693 and encodes 527 amino acids. Lineage: Eukaryota; Metazoa; Arthropoda; Insecta; Lepidoptera; Crambidae. The record is from RefSeq and is a predicted model, not a curated record. The transcript is spliced from 5 exons.